Molecule: messenger RNA, 402 nt
Organism: Pistacia vera
Lineage: Eukaryota; Viridiplantae; Streptophyta; Magnoliopsida; Sapindales; Anacardiaceae
Exons: 1
Coding region: 1-402 (133 amino acids)
Source: RefSeq, a predicted model, not a curated record
AUGGCUCGAACUCAAAACUGGUCACUCCUCCGACGCCGUUUCAAGACGGCCGUGAAGAAGUUGAGCUUUCUACUAAACCUUCUAAAUGCAAGCAAACGGCGCUUAGCUUCAAUAAUGUGUGGUACUGGUACUGGUGGUGGCUGUUUCAACCGGCGGUCACGGAGCUUUGAUUACGAUCGAUGUUUAGGGUUGCGUUGUAUUGAUGAUGAAGAUGAAGAUGAAGAAUCUGAUGAGAGUAGCUCGGUUCGAGCUCUUCAAAGAACAAGAAGUUAUGUUUAUUCUUCUGAUGAUGAUAUUAAUAGGCGGGCAGAUAUCUUUAUUUCUAACUUCCGUCGCCGACUUUUUUAUGAACGACAAGUUUCUUUGGAGCUACGUUACCGUCGAGGAACCAAUUUCGAUUAA